UUUCAGGACCCUCCCUCCUCUGUGCUUGUAAAGUACGCUCUGAGCGAUAGCCUCCAAGAGGCCUUCAGAAGAAGACGGGGAAAAGAGGCGUGAGGUGUCGUUCUGGACUCUUCCUUCCAGGAGAAACUUUGGACGAAACGGAAAACAAACUUCAAAAUAUACUUAGAGACAUGGCACUUCAACAGAACUCUGAAAAGGAGCCAAUCAUCGAGUUGUUCAUUAAGGCUGGACAUGAUGGCGAGAACGUGGGGAACUGCCCCUUCUGCCAGAGGCUCUUCAUGGUGCUUUGGCUGAAAGGAGUCAAGUUUACAGUGACCACCGUUGACAUGAGGAAGAAACCCGCUGAGCUCAAGGACUUGGCCCCUGGGACAAACCCUCCUUUCCUGCUUUACAACGGCACCCUCAAAACAGACUUCAUCAAAAUUGAGGAGUUUCUAGAACAAACACUGGCCCCUCCCAGGUAUCCUCAUCUCAGCCCACUAAAUAAAGAGUCCUUUGACGUGGGCGCUGACAUUUUUGCAAAGUUCUCUGCCUUCAUCAAAAACAGUCCAAACAAUGCUGUUCAGAAGAAAAACCUCCUGAAGGAGUUCAAGCGCCUGGAUGACUUCCUGAACUCCCCUCUGCCUGAGGAGAUCGACCACCACUCGACAGAAACGAUCGGCACCUCCAACAGGAAGUUCCUGGAUGGAAACCGCCUCACCUUAGCAGACUGCAACCUGCUGCCCAAGCUUCACGUUAUCAGGGUUGCCUCCAAAAAGUACUGUGACUUUGACAUCCCAGCUCACUUCACGGGCGUUUGGAGAUACCUUCAGAACGCCUCAGAACGAGAAGAGUUCAAACAGACGUGUCCAGCCGACAUCGAGAUUGAGAAGGCGUACUUCAGCGUGGCCAACAAUAGGAAAUAAACUUUUUACCCUCUCUUUUGACAGUUUUUGCACCUGAAAGUGUAGCCACGCAUGGAGACAAGAUGAUCUGUAGAGGGCGCUACUGUUACAAGAACUGACGAUUAGCAGACUUUUAUGACACUCCCAGCUGAUAGAAUUCCAUAACACAUAUUACUGGUUAUUUGUAUUGAUUAUUUAUCCAUCCAUCAUCCCUUUAAGCACAAGAGAGGCCAAAUGUGCAAUUGAUUGUUGAUUUUUCCUUUAGCAGAAAUGUUGUUUCUGAUGUAAAUAUUGUUAUUUUUCAGGCUUUUUACAAUCAAAGUUUAUGUGAUCGUGUUUGUGUUGCUGCAGGAACAGUUUUUUUAUGUGCGAAACACCCCUGAAAAUUUCUCUGAAGUAAAACUUUGAGAAAAAUGAUCACGCUGUUUCUCCAAUAAAACAAAUAACACACUGUUA
Oryzias melastigma (Indian medaka) is the source of this 1340-nucleotide messenger RNA. It is a transcript of the gene clic2, whose product is annotated as chloride intracellular channel 2. The record is from RefSeq and is a predicted model, not a curated record. Gene Ontology annotation, biological process: negative regulation of ryanodine-sensitive calcium-release channel activity; chloride transmembrane transport. Bases 171 to 905 code for a protein of 244 amino acids. The transcript is spliced from 6 exons. Gene Ontology annotation, molecular function: chloride channel activity. Lineage: Eukaryota; Metazoa; Chordata; Actinopteri; Beloniformes; Adrianichthyidae.